Zea mays is the source of this 865-nucleotide messenger RNA. Its product is annotated as nucleosome/chromatin assembly factor D. The record is from RefSeq and is marked validated. NCBI's taxonomy places the organism in Eukaryota, Viridiplantae, Streptophyta, Magnoliopsida, Poales, Poaceae. The coding region runs from base 123 to 494 and encodes 123 amino acids. The transcript has 7 exons.
CCAGCCCAACCUUCACGCACCGCAUUUCCCAAGGGAACCAUACCAGAGCGGCAGAGCCUUCCCCUCCGCUCCCCAGUCCCACCCGCACCCUAGCCCUCAGCAAACCCUAACCGCUCGUCGCCAUGAAGGACACCUCGUUCAAGGCCACCGGCGCCAAGCGCAAGAAGGUCGGCGGCGCCAAGCGCGGGCUCACCCCCUUCUUCGCGUUUUUGGCUGAGUUUAGGCCGCAGUACCUGGAGAAGCACCCUGAGCUCAAGGGCGUAAAGGAGGUGAGCAAGGCGGCUGGGGAGAAGUGGCGCUCUAUGUCGGAUGAGGAGAAGGCGAAGUAUGGCGGUAGCAAGAAGCAGGAUGGCAAAGCAAGCAAGAAGGAGAACACUAGCUCCAAGAAGGCCAAAGCUGAUGUUCGGGAGGGAGAUGAAGCAGAAGGUUCUAACAAGUCAAAAUCUGAGGUUGAGGAUGAUGAGCAGGAUGGUAAUGAGGACGAGGAUGAGUAAAUAGUACGAUGGGGAACAGCAGCUUUGCAAUUGAGUGUUUGCUGCUUUACUUAUUUUUCUAUAUGCUGUUCCUUUUGAUGUUAUAUGCUGUAAGGAAAAUCUGUACAUGAUGGUACCUUAGGGUAUGGCAUGCUGGAGUUCCCCUUUAACCCGAAGAGCCGGAUACUUUUGCCAGCCUCGUCAGCAUGUGUAAACAGUUGUUUUCUUGUUUUAUCGACUUAUUGGGUGACUACCCAAGAGUUGGUUUGUAGUCAAUGAGGUAUGCUGCCCCCUGUGGUGCUACGCAGCUGCAGCAACAUCAGAUGGUCAGGCUAAAAUCAUGUUGUGGGAUCUGAUUCUAAUGAUGCUUAUUUAGUACUAUUACAAAUAUC